AUGUGGGAACAAGGGUCUGCAGAGAACAUAGAACAGAUUUGCAUUGACACUGGGCAUAAUGCAAAGCCUACGUGCACAACACACCACAGACGUCCAGAAAAAUCCCUGGGAGACAUGUCGGCCACAGAUAAUCAUGCUGUUUCGGGUGGAGACCGCGCUUCAGUCUACUAUCAGUCAGCUGUCAUCUUUACAUUGACAACUCUGCGAUCACCUCCUAUAAAUAUUUAUGACGCCUUUCGUGUGUCGUCGUCUUUAAAAGCAGCCUCGUCCCCUGGGAGAGAAAACCAUCUUCAUCCAGCUUCAUCUCCACUUUCGUCUAACACAGGAAGACUCUUAGGUGUUGGUGCUGUUGUAAAUCAGGAGUGCAGACGAGGCUCUAGAGAAAAGAAAGCAUUUGUUGGAAACCUCGCAAACCACAAAGCAGUCCUUUCCAGUUUAUGUGUUCCCACGAGAGAAGGUGAAAGGUGGAAUAAAGCAUCAGAGAGAAACAAACAGGGACUCAAAGAAUUUGUCAAACAUCUUAAUGCGCUUCCAAUAGGAUGUCUUCUCAGUAAAAGGCUGCAGUGGAUCAUGCUGGCAGAGUCGGAUUAUUCUGCCAAUACCACCUGCUAA
This is a messenger RNA of Oreochromis aureus, 612 nucleotides long. RefSeq lists its product as uncharacterized. NCBI's taxonomy places the organism in Eukaryota, Metazoa, Chordata, Actinopteri, Cichliformes, Cichlidae. Bases 1 to 612 code for a protein of 203 amino acids. The record is from RefSeq and is a predicted model, not a curated record. The transcript is spliced from 6 exons.